Molecule: messenger RNA, 330 nt
Organism: Eurytemora carolleeae
Lineage: Eukaryota; Metazoa; Arthropoda; Copepoda; Calanoida; Temoridae
Exons: 5
Coding region: 1-330 (109 amino acids)
Source: RefSeq, a predicted model, not a curated record
AUGCUUGAUUUCUGCUUAACCUCCGUUCAGGUUUUACUUCUGUUCAGAACGGAUCAUCUUGAUUGUAAUCAUCUGUACUUGGAUAGACCAAACAGUUUUGAAGAUACUGGAGCAUGGAACAGUACAGCUGCUAUCCAAGACACAUGGACUAGUAGUUCAAGUUCUUAUAGACCAGACCCUGGCUGGGGAAUAGCACCUCUACCUAAAUCUCAAGUUGCACAAGAUGAUUUCUCUUCUGAAGAGGACAGUUCGUCCAGUGCUACUCCUGCUCCUAUGUACACAGUUGCCAAGAAACCAAGCCAACAACAGUCAAGGUAUCAUUAUUAUUAA